GUAUGUAUAUAUGUACAUGUAUAUAUAUAUAUAUAUACAUAUUAUACAUAUGUAUAUAUGUAUAUGCAGUGUACAUACGAAUCGAUGCUUUGUUAUCACUAAUUCAAACAUUCUAAUGUUUUUAAUUUAUAAUGCUAUUGAUUUGAAGUUAGAAUUCAUUAUAUUAGAUAGGAUUUCGGUUUAUUUAUUUAAUAUUGUUUCAAGAUGACUUUUUUUUUAAAAUUAAGUUGUCGAUCUUGCUUUUUUGGCGCGGAAUGCAUUUUAUUCAACGAAAAAGAUAGGUUCGUUUAAUAUACGUGUAAAGAGCAAAAUAUAUUUCAAGAAAGUGAUCUUUUAAAGUUGUUUAUCAUCUUUUGCUCAUAACGUAUAUGAGUUCAGCGACAGGUAUGGACAGAUUAUGAACUACAAGUACAAUAGGGAUACAUUACGUAUCUAUUGUAUCGAUGUAUAAACUUAUUACGUAUUUUUCGUGCGUAUCUGACAAUCGAAUGAAUGUAUUAUAGAAAUUUUUCUAUGUAGUAAAAAUAGUGAUACAUUUGACAAAAACAAGAAAAAACCAUAUGCCAGGUUAGAUUAAUUUCAAAGUGUUUGUUAAUUGUAGAAACUUCGUAUUUUUUGUUUGUAGUUAAAUUUAUAUAAACAGUUAAAGUGUACUUAAGCAGCCAUUAACUCGAUAUUACUUGCAAUUAUGAUGGUGAUUAUCAGUAUCGCAGGACAUAAAAAUUCGAAAUAUUUUCACAAAGUAAUUUUUACUAUUGCAAAGUAAUAUGUACGUAAAGAAUCUUAAAUCGAUUUGCUUGAUAAACCUUGAAAAAUGUCAAGCCAUUUUCUUUAUCUAACCUUUGAUAUGUAUUGUUUUUAGAUAUUAUGCCAUUUUAUUUAAGAUCUACAAUAUACGCGUAUUUAAUCGUUGGUCGUUGAUUUACGAGUUAUUAAUAUACACUUAAAUGAUCGCGAAUAUGUAUGUACGAUAAGAGUUUUAUGAUUUUGAUCUUUUGGAUAAAAAUCUAUGAUUUUGGUUAAAGAAACAAUAAAUUUUCUGUUAUAGUAACAAUAUCUAUAUAUGUGAGUUUUUAAUAUUAUUUCGACGGAUUUUUGUUUAAGAACAUUAAAUGCCAUGAUUAAUUAUAAAUAAACAAAAACAAUAUACGAUCUAAUAAUUUUAUUUUUAGAUUUAACGAAUUUACUACUGAAAGAAUAUUUUAGCGAUCCUCUUACCAACUGCUCCAGUGGCGCAAUUGGUUAGCGCACGGUACUUAUAAGACAGUGUUCGUGAGCAAUGCCGGGGUUGCUUAUACAAGAAUACACGGACGAACGCAUACAGAGCAAUCGAUAUCGACGUUAAUGGCAGACGCGGCGUUAAAAUCGAGGAUACGGAUGAUGUUUUAUGCUAAGUACUCCUUCAUCAGUCGAAUCACGAAAGAUCGUAUGUACCUAAUAAUGGACAUCGUUGGUGUCCCCGUAAAUCCACGUACCGAACAAUGUGACAAAGGUAUCGCUUGAAUAAAAGGAGAACCUUUAAAAGCGUUCAUCAAACUCUACAAGUUUGCCAGUCUUUUGUAGUCGAUCUUACGAAAAUGACACGGUGCUUCCACCAUUCGAGAUUAUUACAUGUUAGCGCAGAGAAAAUCUUAUCGACGCGAAUAGGACAGGCGCGUAACUACUUGUUGCUGACCCUAUUAACGAUCUCGUUCGAUCAUGCGACUUCCCUAGAGCCGCAAGAUACAGUGUUGAUUAAUUUCUCUCGAAAAUAUAACGACUCCGGUGUGGUGAAUCAUUAUGUACCGUCCGAAGAGACGAAUAUCGCUCGAAUGAAGGAAAUAGACGAAGCAUCGAAGAACACGUCGUUUUCUCUAACGAUCGAUUCAACUGUGGAGAACAACGAAGAGCUUCCAUUUGGAGUCAAUGGACGAGAAGGUCGAUAUUAUUAUCGGCGACCAUCUUCUCAUUUGCAAGUCAGAUCUCAACGGGUUCACUCGAGUACGACCGAAAGCAUAAGUAGUGCCGAUAAGUCGUUAUCGCAAGGGAAUGACAUCCAAAUAGAAGAAAUAUCUUGUCGUGAUACGGACGACGAUGUAUUUUUUAAAGCAUCCGUAAAAACGACUACGGCGAAGGAAUCGCCUGUAAUAGAUAACGUAGAGAACGAGGUAUGUAAAGUUACAAGGGUGAAAGACGAGUAUACGAUAAAUCUAGAAAAAGAACGAUUUCGGCAUUGCGGCGUUGUUGCAUGUUCAACGGACACCGAAAGAUUCUAUUGUCUCGAUUUGAGAUUUCCACUGAUACCGGGUCUCAGAUUGAAAGACGAUACGAAGAUCACCUUGCGGUGCAAAGUACAAGAAAAGACUGUCUCUCGCACGAAACAAAUCAGAGUGAAAACUCUCGAUACAUCGGCAAGAAUGGUGCCCCGCGUUGUUACUGGUGGUUCUCAAAAUACUUUGGAGAUCGAUGUCGGAUUGUUUCGAAAGACAUUUCAUUCCGAAAAAGUGUUUGACACUAGAAUACAAUCCGGAGAUACCGUUAUCUUGGGAGAAGAAGUAUUAUUGCGUGUUCUCGUACGAGAUGGAAACGGCUGGCAAUAUUCGAGGAUCGGUGAAUUGACGGUUCAUUAUAUAGAAAAGAAACAACAAAAGAAAAUAAUGAACAGUUUAUGGAUCUUGGAUACCAAUGGAUGCUUGAAUCCGGAUGUUCGAAAGAUUUGCUCGAGAGAACAGUAUCGGAUAUCGCCUUUGGAAACUUAUCUGAUCUUCCAAGCUUUCAUGUUUGAAAAUAUGAGAGAGAACGACGAGAUAUUUUUAACUGUUAAGGUAACGGGUUGUUUAGAAGGAGCGGAUUGUAUUUUGAAUUGUCCAGCAGGACAUAAUAGAAGAUCUAGAAGCGUUAAAACUCAUAAUAAUACUAUCGAUUGGGAAAAUGACAUUUCCUUUAGAGUUAAUCUUCCCAAAGAAAAGAUCGUUCGAGAAGAUCUUUUUCGUUUUCACUUGGUCAUCCCUUAUGUCUUUGUUGGUUGCGCGUUAUCGAUUACAGCAGCUUUGCUUUGUACAAUUAGAAUACUUUUAAAACAAAGAAUUGCGAAAUAUUAAACAAAUGUGAUUAUAUUUAUUUUUAUUAAAUUUAAGCUUCCUAAAGUAGAAA
Vespula vulgaris is the source of this 3132-nucleotide messenger RNA. RefSeq lists its product as uncharacterized. The record is from RefSeq and is a predicted model, not a curated record. The transcript has 6 exons. Lineage: Eukaryota; Metazoa; Arthropoda; Insecta; Hymenoptera; Vespidae. The coding region runs from base 1578 to 3080 and encodes 500 amino acids.